Messenger RNA from Penicillium bovifimosum, 846 nucleotides. RefSeq lists its product as uncharacterized. NCBI's taxonomy places the organism in Eukaryota, Fungi, Ascomycota, Eurotiomycetes, Eurotiales, Aspergillaceae. The coding region runs from base 1 to 846 and encodes 281 amino acids. The record is from RefSeq and is a predicted model, not a curated record. The transcript has a single exon.
AUGCCGCGGCAUUCAGACCUGUCCGAUAACUCGGACUCACCUGCCGUCAAGUGCUUCCAAGAACUACCUGAUGACACAUACGAAGCCAUCGGAUCGGAUGCCAACACUAUCCGGAGGAUCAUAAGACAGCAACAGAACCUUCCUAUCGAGGUGAUCAAAUACCUACAUUUCACAAACGUGCCACCAACCAUUGCGGAAGAGUUUUCCUCGAGCUCCGCUCGAUCUAUGUUCAGUUACGACACUCGAUCUAUGAUAAUAAAGCUCGUGACCGGGGUCCAUCAGGUAGCUUCCCGCGGCCUAUUUUGUGAAGUGCAAGAUGUGGUACGCGAUAUGAGUCUACAUCGGUCGAUUCUCGUGGUAGGGUCUGCACGCGUGCGAGGUGUAUCUUCUUCAAAGGAGGCCGAUGAGUCGUGGGCCCUUUCGCAACCUAUUCCAGGUCGCGAUGCAAAAUGGCCGACUGUUGCGGUCGAAGUUGGAGACUCUGAGUCCUAUGGAAAGUUGAAGGCAGACGCAGAAUGGUGGCUCACGAACUCCAGGGGCGAUGUGAAGCUUCUACUCAUCGUGUCUAUCAAUCCAAAGACACCCAAUAUCACGUUUGAGACAGCUUUUUCAGACGCGGUCGGCUCCUUACCACACCAUCAGCCCUGCUACCUCCCAACUAUACGGCAGUCCAUUACGAUAUCCCGUCACGGCGCACAGAUUACCGCCAGCCCAGAAGUACCCUUGACAAUCGAGUUUGAGGAAUUAUUUUGUCGACGACCUGUCCCGCCGGAGCAUAACAUUGAUAUCUCUCCUGAUCAGUUGAGACAUAUCUCAAGCGACGUUUGGAUGGAGCAAGGUCUAUAA